AUGCAGGGUAUUAUCGUUGAGAGGCUACUGCAAGCGGCGUACUCCAAGACGGACGCGACCUUACUCGGCAUCGAAGACUGGCCGCGCGCACACGAUGAGGACGAAAAUUUUCGCAGCCAGGCGGCGCUGCAGUCGCACAUCACGCGCCACCGCACUCGUCUGCUUCUGGCGUCGCAGGAAGCCGGAUUCUGCGCGGACGUGCAGACGAAGCUGCUCGGCUACGUCGAAGACAUGGCGCACGAUCCUCCGGGCGAGACGCGGUGGGCGUGGAAGGAGAUGCUCGCCUUCUAUCUGCUGAUGAACAGCAAGGAGCACACGAGCGGCGAGCGAGCCGUCGGAUCGCAGUUCUUCGCGAGCGGAAAUCUAACACAGUCCGGGUUGACGACCUACCAUAGAGAAGAAACACUUGGCAAGUUCUACCUUUCUAUGGCUGCAGACUACCACAGUGAAUUCGAGAAAGCAGAGUAUCACAUGUUGACAGAAUCUACGCUUCAGAAAACCAUAAUCAAUAUGCACAAAAACAUCUUAGAGAACAAGUGGCGGCAGCCAAGUACGGAACGAGCCCUCUGGUGGUUUGGCAACAUGACAGAGUACAUUGAAAUUCUGAGCGAAGCCGCAGUACGCCUCGGUGAGCACACUCUACUGGAGAUGACAGAAGGCUCUCACAGAAAACAAUUGCACAGGGCUGUUGUAGCCGGCGCAAUUCUGAUAGUGUUCGCCCUACUUCUCUGGCCGAUACUGCUCACUCUUCUGAUAUUGAUUGUGCAUAGAAUACAGAUGUUCUAUAACUACCUAAAAGCUGAGGGCAAAAAGCGAGGCACUCAAUUUGACGCUUCCACUUCCAAGUCUUGAGCAUUGGCUAAAGAGUUUUCCGUUAAAAAGACAUUUCAUUGGGUAACAUUUUAACUAACCAAUUUACGAGCAUCUGAGAUUUGUUGGAUUUCAGUUUCAAGUCAUAGCUAAUACUGUCACAGAUAUUACAAUUAUUAGUAAUUAAUAUCAUUCCUUCUAUUAAAAUUUAUUCUCAAUAAAAUUAUACCAUUAAUGGUACAAUAGUUCAGUUUCAGUACAAUAAUGAACUGUCAUGUUGUUUCUGUAAGUCCUGGAAAAGUGAAAUAGUUUGCGACAUAUCAUAACAUUAUACAUUUUAUUAAAAAAGACCAUUUUAUUGAUGAAUUGAGUGAAUUAUUUGAUAUGAGUGUCGGAAUGGGUAUCUACUUUGAACUAGCUAAAAAUCAAACGCCUAAUUCUUGUACAAAAAGGAAAUUUUUACACGCAUCCAAGACGACCACUGGGCCACUAGUGCCAUCUAGAUGUGAAUACAGUCAUGAAAUGGUGCUAAAGCUGCUUUGCGAUCA
Priapulus caudatus is the source of this 1358-nucleotide messenger RNA. RefSeq lists its product as uncharacterized. The record is from RefSeq and is a predicted model, not a curated record. The transcript is spliced from 4 exons. The coding region runs from base 1 to 852 and encodes 283 amino acids. NCBI's taxonomy places the organism in Eukaryota, Metazoa, Priapulida, Priapulimorpha, Priapulimorphida, Priapulidae.